Messenger RNA from Lingula anatina, 854 nucleotides. RefSeq lists its product as uncharacterized. Lineage: Eukaryota; Metazoa; Brachiopoda; Lingulata; Lingulida; Lingulidae. Gene Ontology annotation, molecular function: calcium ion binding. The record is from RefSeq and is a predicted model, not a curated record.
AACUGCGGUGCAUCUUUCUCCAGGUACUCCGUCAUGCGUCCGCUGAUUGUUGGAGUAGCCAUCUUGGCUGUCUUUGUAGCGAUCCACUUGGAUUCGGUCCUGUCCGUCUGCUGCAGGGAGAAAAUGAAGGGGAACUGGUGCCGUGAUUGCCAAAAGCAAACUAGCGUGUGGAGACUCAAGGCAUACUGCGGAGUGGGUGGCUGUAACGCCUUUGGGUGCGACUGUAAAGGGGGGUGUAGAAAGUCGCCACUAGGGAAAGUCUGCGUCUCUUAUAAGUCUGGUGGUUUUUGGUUGAUCAAGAAGUACGCGUGCAAGUGUGUUGGAGUUGGGGACGCUCCUGUUGAACAGAAUGACGAGCAGCAGAACGACGCAGGAGAUGAGGAUGCAUUGAGGACUUUUUACGAACUGGACACCGAUAGGGAUGGACACAUUUCGUCUGCGGAGGCCCAGGACGCCAUGCGUGAACUGGGGAUCCCCGAAGCCGAGUUCAGUGACCACAUGUCCCGCAUGGACAAGGAUCAGGACGCCAGAGUUAGCAUGGAGGAGUUUGAUGACACUCUUGCCAUGUAAAGCUUGUCUCGGAGUACAUAUCGCGUUAAUUUGACUGAAACGGACUGUUUGUUUCCCCUUUAUUCUUUAUGCUUUACACACCGAUACUAGAUUAUUUUAAUAACUAAGUUUAAUUUAAAAAAUAGAAUCACUUACAUAUUCUAAUACUGGAUUCUAAGUAAUUAUUCUAAAUGAUGUUUAAAAAUUGAAUCAUUCGAAAAUCAAAUCAUUCAUUUCCUUGAUAAUAGACUGCAAAUGUAAAGGAUUCAAAUACGUCUGGUCAAUAAACAACAUUUGAAAUGAAA